AGGGGACAACCCCCUGAAAAGAAAUGGAAUAAAGAGUAAUAUGGUUUGCAUAGAUUUUCGGGCCAUGCAAUUUUGUGUAUGGGAAGUUGCCUAUCAACACUAUAUUAAAGAGCUCAGAAGAAGGUAUAGGUAAAAUAGAAGUUUUUUGAGAAUUGAGUGUUUCGGAGUAUAGCUCUACAAUGCCAGGCCUUUCUUGGAUUUCUUGGAUGUUGACGGUGGCGGUUUUAACAGGAGUCUUUCACAUCUUCACAGAUGCUUCGGGUGGAAUUCAUGUGGACACUUUGUUACAGAGAUACGACCAGGCAAACUCUUUGGAUACCACUCGAGCUUUAUUGACUCAGUCAAUUUCAAAGGCCCAUACAUAUAAUGAGAGAGGGGCAUUAUCCCGAAGAAAACGAGAUAUAUUGUUCCCUAAUGGAGUUAAACUUUGUUCUCAAGAAACCGUUCAGCAAGUAAUAGAUAAUCACCUGAGCUACUUUCACCUAAGAGUGUGUCAGGAGACUGUGUGGGAGGCCUUCAAGAUCUUCUGGGACCGUCUGCCAGAGCGAGAUGAAUACCAGGUCUGGAUGGACAGAUGCCAAGAUGGCAGCGCCAGUGUGUUUGAUAUUGGCAGAGGUUUCAGCCAGUCAGAGGAGCAUCUCACCCUUGUGCAAAACAGAGUGUUAAUGGCUUCAUCCACUAGUGAGCCAUUCAGCUCCUGGCCUGACAUGUGCAGACCAGACUCAACUGCUUCUCCAAAAGAGGAAACCAUCCAAACCACCACUUUGGAAGACAUACAGAUGGUGGUGACAGACCUUGAAGGGGACAGUGCUCCAGACCCCCCUUUAGAAACAGAAGUAGAGCAGGCCACUCCAGAGCCUGCAGCAGAGGAGGUCAGUGAGGGGCCUAUUGCUGGCACUGAUCUCCAUGAAACACCUGAGGACACUGAUGCGAUAAGUCCCGAGACCACAGAGGAGGCUGUCGAGCAAGCUGCUGUUGAGGAGAUAAGCCCGGUGGAUAUCUCAGAGGAAGCUGAGGAUGCUGUUAAGGACGUCGUCCCAGAUGUCACUGCGGAAGCCUCUGAGGAAGAGAUAACCGAGGAAACGCCGGUGGACACAGAGGUUGGUGAAGAGGUCUCUGAGGAGGUCUCUGAUGACGAUAGAGGCGUGUUGAAGACAGCUGAGGAAGCAGAUUCUGAGGGUGCAUACGGCACUCCAGAGGUUGGUGAGGUCAUUGUUGAGGCUGAGGAGGAAACAGCAGAGCCUACAGAAGGCAUACAUGAGGAGGCCGUUUCACCUGAAGAGGAUACGGCAAUAGAAGAAUCACCUGAUGAAGGAGAAGAGGAAUCAAUAGAGGAAGUGGUACCUUCAGAGGAGACAGUUGAAGAGGUUGUAAUUGAGUCGGAAUUACCUGAACAGGUUGUAACUGAGGAGGCAAUACCAGAGGAAAUUGAAACUGUGGAAGAAGAACCUGAGGAGACUGUAACUGAAGUGGAAGAACCUGAAGAGUCUGUAACAGAAGAAUUACCUGAGGAAGCUGUCCAUGAGGAGGAAUCACCUGAGGAGGUUGUGCCUAUUGAAGACGACUUACCUGAAGUAGGCGUAGAAGAAGAACAAGAUGAGGUUGCACCUUCAGAAGAACUGUCCACAGAGAAGGAUGAUCAUACAGCCACAGAGGACACACUUGUAGAGGCUGAAUCUGAUGUUGUCGAGGAGGCUCAGGAAUCUGAGGCUGAGGAAACACCUGAAGACACCACCUCUGAAAUCUAUGAAGAGGAGAUAACAGAGACUGCUGAAGAAGAUGCUCCGUCGCCAGUUGCAACUGAAGACACAGCAGGCGCCCCAGAAGAGGUCACACCUGAAGUCACUGAAGAAGAAGUCGUACCUGAAGCAGCAGCAGUGGAAACAUCAGAAGAAGAACUACCAGAAGCUGAAGAGGCGGCGGCAGGUGAGGAUGAGGAUGCUGCCUCACACACACCUGAAGGUGCACCUAUUGAGGAGGCAGUCGUUGAAGACACAGGUGAGACUGCUGUAGACGAAGUAAUCCCAGACACGACUGAGGAGGAUUCACCUGAGGAGGCCACAGAAGAAAAUGCGACUGAGGUUGAUAAACCACCUGAGAUUGUGGUAACUGAUGAUGCACCUGAGACUGUUGCGGAGGAGGAUGGAUCUGACACUGUAGCAGAACCGGAAACCGAAGCUCCAGGAUCUGAAGAAGUUACAGUCCAAGAAGACAUAGAAGACAUUGCAGUGGAGGAGGAACCACCUCAAACUAUAGAGUCUGUGGAUAUCACUGAGGAACCCACUACAACAACAACAACUGAAGCACCUAUGGAAGAAAUCAUACCAGAGGAGGAAAAUAUGAUCACCAACGAAAUUGAUGACAUCGUGGCAAGGCCUAUCAGACCAAUGGGAGAGCACAUAGUGGAGCUCAGCGUCAAGCUAAAGGGGGAAUUUUAUGACGACGCCCUAAGGGACCCGUCCAGUUAUUUCUACCAGCGGCUGGCCGACCAGUUUACACAGAAGAUUGAGGAUGCAUUCGAGCGACUUCCUGGUUUCAGGAGUGUGUUUGUGCUCGAGUUCAGGCCACAGAAGGAUAUCCAAGGUGGACUUGGAGUGGUGGUCCACUAUGCAAUCACUCUAGAGGGUGAUAGAGCUGGACUGAGCAACGAAACCAUGGACUACAUCACCCUUCAGUCCAACUUUGUGGAGGACUCCUAUCAUGAGCCAGAUGAGAUACCCACGGUGGUCUACACAAUCACAGAUUUCCGCAACUACAUCACAGAGGCCCUGCACAAAGAGAACUUUAUUGGGAACACCACGCUGGACGUGGACCCGGAUUCUCUCCAAUUAGAGAAUGUUGAGACUUUGCUGCCAGUCAGACCAACAGGCAGAGCCAUUGAUUCUAAUAACCUGGACGAUGUUCUUGCUGCUGAAAAACCCCCUGAGGUUCCUGGACAGGACAUCACUGGCAAUGACCUCUUUCUGAAAAAAGAGGACUUCCUGUUUGACCCUGUCCAUCCAUAUGACCCAUGGGUGGGCUCUCAGAGCGAUGUGGCCAGUGAAAAUGACGUCCUUAGCCUAGAAGAGUCGUUUACCCUGGCUCCAGCAUCUACAAAGGGAGAUGUUGCAGAUGAAUCCCUGGACUUUGGCUCGGGCUCUGGGUUUUCCGGGGAUGAGCAGGGUCCCGACGUCUGGCCGUGGGAGCCAGAAACGUCCCCGCUGGACGAAGAUGACUCAGAUGUGACUGGUGAGAGCCUGGAAAAGCCGGAGGCUCCACAUGAACCAGAGCAGGAGGCAACACCAGAGCAAGAACCGGGAGAAGAUUCAGCCAUCGAGGAGCCGUUUUUGGAACACAGACUAGUGACUCAGGACAUCCGCACUCACCCACAGUACAUAACCACCGACCAGGCCCCCGUGCGCUGGACCAUGGAAACACUGAACGUGGAGCUUUCCAUGCAGACAGUGGAAGCUUCAGGGAUGUACGAUGACUACUAUCCAAGCGAGCCAACGGUUAUGUACUUCUCAGUCACCGACGUACCUCUCCCCGAGGAACCUCCUACAUCUGAGGUAGUGCUCAUUGAACAGUCUCCAGAGGUUGCAGUAACAGAGCCUAGCCACAAUAUGGAAGCCUUGGAGGUCACCCCCCACGACACCUCCGCUAUUGUGUCUGAAGACCAAGAGGCUACUGAAGAUGUUAGAGAUGUUGAUGCCGAGUUACCUGCUGCUGUGAGCGUCGAAGAAGUUGUUGUGGAAGAGCAUGACUUUGACCCAGAUGAACAACCAGAGACUGGGGACCUGAUAGUUAUUGACGACAACAUUGCUGAGGAUGAUGGAGGUGUUGAGAUUUUGGAGGAGACAGGAAAGGACAUCGAGCUCCCAACCUCUGAAAGUUCCCCUGGUGACAUCUCGAACGAAGACCUCACAGAGGAUGAGAUGAUUUCCGUGAGUGUGGCGACCGCGCUCCCAGCGCCCACCACAACCACCCAGUCCACCCCACUCUCUCCAGAGAAGGAGUCUCCUUUCACCCGUAUAUCCAACACGAACCCUGAUGACGAAGAAACAUCGGCCAUCUUUCCAUCAACCACCGAGUUCCCUCUCAUUAUGGAGGAGGCCAGCGAUGAGACUCCACUGUAUGGCAUUGACACAGAGUCAUACAUCUACUUCGAUGAGACAGAGCCUUUAGAGGAGGAAGGUGAUGAUGACUCUUUGAUGAUGCUUUAUGAACCCACUUCAUCUGUCACUGUCAACAUUACACAUGAUGCCUCAGACCUCAUAUUCUUUGGCGACUCUGAAGAUGACACUACCAUGGAGAUACCCACUCCAGAUGCGCAUACCAUGGAUGUCACUGAGAUGGCCAGCAUAGCCAUGCCAAUCAACCCAGGCAAAGCUCUGAUGGUGUUCUUCAGCCUGAGGGUGACCAACAUGAGGUUCUCGGAUGAUCUUUUCAACAAGAGCUCUGCUGAGUACAAGUCCCUCGAACAGAGGUUCCUUGAGCUGCUUGUUCCUUACCUGCAAUCCAACCUGAGCAACUUUGAGAACCUAGAGAUCCUUAACUUCAGGAAUGGCAGUGUUGUGGUGAACAGCAGGAUGAAAUUUGGCAAACCAGUCCGAAAUGAAGUCACCACGGUUGUCUACCUCAUCCUGGAGGAUUUCUGCAACACAGCAUAUCAAACCAUGAAUUUAGCUAUUGACAAAUAUUCUCUGGAUGUAGAAUCAGGUGAAAAGGCAGACCCAUGCAAAUUCCAGGCAUGUAACGAGUACUCCAGGUGUGCGGUGAACCGGUGGUCCGGCGAGGCGGAGUGCGUGUGUGACCCUGGCUACUUCAGUGUGGACAGCCUGCCGUGCCAGAGCAUCUGUGACCUUCAGGAGGACUUUUGCCAGAACGAUGGGAAGUGUGACAUCAUCCCCGGCAAGGGGGCCAUCUGCAGGUGUCGUGUGGGUGAGAACUGGUGGUAUCGCGGAGAGCGCUGUGAGGAGUAUGUGUCUGAGCCGAUGGUGGUUGGCAUCGCCAUCGCCUCAGUGGCCGGCUUCCUGUUGGUGGCAUCAGGCGUGAUAUUCUUCCUGGCCAGGACACUGCGGGAUGACUAUGACAAGGAUGACUCAGAGGACCCUCUAAGACAUGGCGAAAGCGAGCCGUCCCUGGAGAGGGCCACCAAAUACAACCCCAUGUUCGAAAGCGACAUUGCUGUCGGGUACAACCAGUACUACAGGCGUUACCCAGACAUGCCAGGCUACAGCAAUGUCAGUACAGACGCCUCCAAUGAGUUUUGCAGUGAGGAGAUCAAACAAAUCUACGAGAACAGCCAACUCUCCAAAGAGGAAAUUGAGGAGCGCAUACGGGUAAUUGAGCUGUACACCAAGGACCAGCAGUUUGCAGACUUUAUGCGGCAACACCAAGUGAUCUUGGACAAUCGGAGAGACAGCACGUCCUCAAUAUAGAACUGUGGGGAGCAGAACCCAACUGCUUAGAACCACAAGAACCCUGCCUUUGUCUUUGAAACAAAAAGAGAGAUGUCCUGUGUUGCCAUGGUGUUCCUUAUAGCCUUGGAGGAAGACUGGAGAUAUGGGAAAGGAUGUUUCAGAGGCCAGUUUCUGGUCUCUUCUCUGUGAUGGUGAAAGUGCUUACCAGUGGCUGGACAUGAAAGACUUUGUCUUUUCUUUUUCUUGUGGGAUAUGAACUACUUCUUUUUUGAAUGUUUGAUCUGCGUGUGAUUGAAGCAUUUCUUUUUUGUCUUUCUUUUUUCCCAUUUCCUCCUUGUUGGAUCCAGCCAAUACGUUUCUUAAAAAAACAUAACCAAAAAAAACUUGCAGCAGACUUUUUCAGACAAACAGUCAACCAACCAUCAACCAAACCAUAUGGUGAAGUGAAACAUUAAGUCAAAAGUCAAUGCUCUUAGUCAAGCCUUUAGCUGUACUGUAAAACUACAUGGUAGGAUGGUCUGUACCACUUUUUCACGGUCUUGUUUUUUUCUUACUCAUCCUCAGUCAUCGGUGCCUUCAUUUGGUUCCCUGGUCUUACUUAUUGUGUGUGGUUGGGGCACUGCUGUGUCUUGAAAUAAGGGAUAGCCUAGCCUAGUCCAGCCUAAUUUGGAAAGUCUCACUGGAAUUCCAAUAUUCUGGAGAAUUCACUGGACGCAGGAUUUAAAAUUCAACAGUGCUUGUGGCAUGGUUCUGACCUAGGAAGCUCUGCUUCUGCAUGGAGUUGAAAUGGACUCUCUGUAAAUAAUCCUUUGAAUAUGUAUAACCUGCAUCAUGUUGUUGUCCCUCUCGGAACCUUUGGUUUUGGAGGCUGGUGACACAUGUUGGGAGACUGAAAAUGAUGGCUCUAGUUCUCCAGGUAGAGAACCUUGUUGGUUUAAGGAGGGAGGUUGGCACGUUACCGUUCUCUAACCCUCUGCCUCUACUACAUGGGUAAUGGGACAAUGGUGGAAUGGGGGGGAUUUUAAAAUAGAAUUUAGAAAGACAGGUAAUACAGCAAAAUUUGAAUGGCAUGUGUUGUUGAUGAUUUUUGGUGCUUGGUAGUCAUGGCCUGGGCAUCUUCUGCUAAAAAGCUAUCAGAAAUAUUUAUAUGGCCAUGUUUAGUUUUAAAAAAAUAUAUAAGAUGUUACUGUUAACAUCAUUACAAAAACAUGGGUCUGUCAGGUUUUUGGAUUUAAAUUCACCCCAAUCGAUUUAAAGUUUAAUUUGUUAUGCCAUUUGAAUUGAUUUUCUCCAGCAGAUGGGAUUCAUUUUUACCACUAUAUCACCUACAAAACAAUGUUAAUAGUAUGUGAGAUUUCUGUCACAUGUACUCAGAUACUGUACUUUGAGGAAGUAUCUGCAACAUCCCCUUCUGUGAUCCAAAUGCUCCCUGGUGUUUUUCUUUCGUUUCAUACUCCAGGGCAUUUGCAGCCGCCCAUCCCUGUAACUGUUGAGGAAAAUCAACUGGACAUGACUUUAAAUGCAAUUGUCUGUGACUAUGCUUAUGGUGGAGUAGUAUGAGUAUUGUAGGCUGUGGGGCAAGAUGUCAUUGCAUACAACGGAGGUUGUUUGUUUUUGUAAUAAAUCCAUUUCUCAGAAUUUUUUACUAUA
This is a messenger RNA of Alosa alosa (allis shad), 7052 nucleotides long. Its product is annotated as interphotoreceptor matrix proteoglycan 2-like. Lineage: Eukaryota; Metazoa; Chordata; Actinopteri; Clupeiformes; Clupeidae. Gene Ontology annotation, biological process: visual perception. Gene Ontology annotation, molecular function: heparin binding; hyaluronic acid binding. The coding region runs from base 180 to 5420 and encodes 1746 amino acids. The record is from RefSeq and is a predicted model, not a curated record. The transcript is spliced from 20 exons.